GUUCUGUGUUUAAUUUAAAUUAAAGUGGUUCUAAAUCGGAAAGAAGUAUGAUAAAAGUAUAUAAUGAUAUACCGAUUUCAUAUUGGAAAUUUUAUGUGUAUCUAAUGUUAUUGCUGUACCGAAAAAAAUAAUAAUUGAAGGAAAAAUGUGUCAUUAUUUUUUUAUAAUGUUAUUUUAAUCGGUAUCUAUGUAUUACGUUUGAGCUGCAUUGGCGCGAGCAGCGUGUAGUAAACGUCACUUUCAAAUUGCACAUCGUUUCUUGUUUAUAAGGAUUAUUUUUUAUUUCUAUAAUAAUGUCAGAUACCAAAAGAGAACACAAUGAAAGUGAUAACGAUGAAGAAUGGGUUGGACCAUUGCCUUCAGAAGCUGCACCUCAAAAGAAACAAAAAGUUUUGGAAUACGAACAAGUAUACUUAGAUAAUUUACCAUGUUGCGAGUGUUACGAAAAAUCUUAUAUGCACAGGGAUGUAAUUACGCAUAUCUUAGUAACAAAAUCAAACUUUGUGAUAACGGCUAGCUGUGAUGGUCAUGUUAAGUUUUGGAAGAAACAAGAUGAACUUGUAGAAUUUGUAAAACACUUUCGUGCACACUUAAUGGCUAUACAAUCUAUGGCAGCUAGUUGUAAUGGUGUUCAUGCGUGCACAGUUAGUUUAGAUAAAACAAUAAAAAUUUUUGAUGUUAUCAAUUUUGAUAUGAUUAAUAUGAUCAAAAUGGAUUUUAUACCUCUUUAUUGUGAAUGGAUAUAUUCUCCUGGUGAUGCGAUACCAGCUCUAGCAGUUUCGGCUCAAGAGUCGAAUAAAAUUUUUAUUUAUGAUGGACAGGGGACUGGGACUCCAUUACAUGUCUUUGAAAAAUUACAUACGAAACCUGUUGUUGCAAUGAAAUACAAUCCUGUGUAUGAGACAUGUAUUUCCGUGGAUAAAGCGGGUAUUUUAGAGUACUGGACAGGACCUAAAAUGGAAUACAAGUUUCCUAAAUGCGUUGCGUUUGAUUCGAAGCUGGACACAGACUUGUUUGAGUUUGCAAAAAAUAAAACUUAUCCGUGUGGCUUAGCAGUAGCGCCGGAUGGCAAAAAAUUUGCUUCUCUUAGCGGAGAUAGGAAAGUUAGAGUCUUUAAUUUUCGUACUGGCAAACUGUAUAGAAUAUUUGACGAAACAUUACAAAGGUUUUCAGAAUUACAACAAAUGACACAGCAAUUGCCGAAUAUGGAAUUUGGACGGAGAAUGGCUGUUGAAAGGGAAUUGGAUAAAACGGAAACGAAUUUGGGAAAUAUAGUUUUCGAUGAAUCUGGUUACAUGAUUUUAUAUAGCACAAUGUUGGGUGUAAAGCUAGUAAAUUUGCAUACGAAUCGAUGUAUCAGAAUUAUGGGAAAACCUGAAAAUAUUCGUCCUAUGCAAUUAGCUCUGUUUCAGGGCAAAGCAAGAAAAACUACAGCGGCAUUGACCGUUGAAAUGGAAGCAUCAGAGAAUCCAACAUUGGAAAUGAAUCGUCCUGAUCCUACUCUCUUCUGUACAGCUCAUAAGAAGAAUAGAUUUUAUAUGUUUACAAGGCGAGAACCAGAGGAUACAAAAAGUCAAGAGUGUGACAGAGAUGUUUUCAACGAGAGACCAUCGAAAGAAGACAUCAUUUCAUCUACAGAAGCUACAAAUAUGCAAAAGAUUUUUGAUACUGCAAUUGUUCAUACAACUCUUGGGGAUAUUCACGUGAAUCUUUUCGGCAAAGAUGUUCCGAAAACAGUAGAGAAUUUCUGUGUUCACGCGAAAAAUGGUUACUAUAAUGGACACGUGUUUCACAGAGUGAUCAAGGGAUUCAUGAUACAGACUGGUGAUCCCACUGGAACUGGCACUGGUGGAGAGAGUAUAUGGGGAGGUGAAUUCGAGGAUGAAUUUAGGUCUCACCUAAAACAUGACAGACCUUACACUUUAAGUAUGGCGAAUGCCGGGCCGAACACUAACGGCAGCCAGUUUUUCAUCACUUUAACACCAACCCCUUGGUUGGAUAACAAGCAUACAGUAUUUGGCAGGAUAGUAAAAGGAAUGGAAGUUGUACAGAAUAUCAGUCAAGUGAAGACGAAUCCAAAAACUGACAAACCUUACGACGACAUUCGAAUAGUUAGCGUCAGUGUAAAAUAAUAUUCUGAAAUAAAUACAUGUAACAUUAUAUUUUGAUAAAUCUCUCUUUUUAUUUGUUCCACCCGUAUCCUUAAAAUAUUAUUCCGCCUUCUGUCUCCAUUGAUAAAGGGCCCCUCUUGCGAAAUUAUAUGCUCCUAUUAAACUUGUGAAUGCGUUCACGCUAAACAGGUUGUAAUUCUUUGGGAUAAUUACUAGCGAAUAUCUGGUGGAUAAGUAGUUAGUGUACUUACUGUCAAAAAAUUUAUAUAAGAAGAACUUUCGACAGUUUCAAAAUACCUAGACCAUAUAGCACCGGUAAGCAUAAGACUCGCCGUUUGACUGAGAGAUAUCGUGUCAGGGGGUCGAUUGAUAUCUCCUAUUCCUGCUACCACUAAACCCCAUUUAAAGGUGGGCGCCCAAAAAAAUA
Molecule: messenger RNA, 2538 nt
Organism: Hylaeus anthracinus
Lineage: Eukaryota; Metazoa; Arthropoda; Insecta; Hymenoptera; Colletidae
Product: peptidylprolyl isomerase domain and WD repeat-containing protein 1
Exons: 8
Coding region: 294-2132 (612 amino acids)
Biological process (GO): protein peptidyl-prolyl isomerization
Molecular function (GO): protein binding; peptidyl-prolyl cis-trans isomerase activity
Source: RefSeq, a predicted model, not a curated record